Brachypodium distachyon (stiff brome) is the source of this 1280-nucleotide messenger RNA. RefSeq lists its product as uncharacterized. The coding region runs from base 134 to 901 and encodes 255 amino acids. The record is from RefSeq and is a predicted model, not a curated record. Lineage: Eukaryota; Viridiplantae; Streptophyta; Magnoliopsida; Poales; Poaceae. The transcript has 2 exons.
GUCUCCGCGCCAGUCCAAGCCCAUUCACAUGCACUUGUAUCCUUCCUCACCUCCUCUCCCCCCCCUCCCCUGCUCCCUCGUCACUCUCCCCGCUACCUCAUCUCUAUUGCUGCCUAGCUAGGCCGAUCUCGUAAUGGCCGCAAUGGCGAGCUCCAGAGUUCUUCCUGUUGCCGUGCCGUCGUUGAUGGCGCUGCUGGUGGCGACGGUUGCGUUGACGCUCGUCAGCGGCGCCGAGGCCAGGCCGUUCCUGCCCAACAACAUCACCGUGGUCGGCUCCGUCUACUGCGACGCCUGCUCCAACAACACCUUCUCCAAGCACAGCUUCUUCCUCAAAGGUGCCCGGGUGCUGAUCCAGUGCAGCUUCAAGGCGAACUCGACGCUGUCGGAGAUGAUCUCCCUGGAGGCGGAGCGGAUGACGGACCAGCACGGCGUGUACAAGCUUGACGUUCCCCCAGUGGAGGGCUUCGAGUGCCGCGAGGGCCACGAGCUCCGGUCCUCGUGCCGCGCCACGCUCCUCCGCAGCUCCUCCUCCGCCUGCGCCGUCCCGGGCCUCCGCGGCUCCUCGCAGCACAUCGCUCUCCGCGGCCGCCCCCGCAAUGGCGCGUCGUCGUGCUUCCUCAACCUCAACGCGCUCAACUUCCGCCCCGCCAAGCGGGACGCCACGCUCUGCCGCGGCAGCGGCAAUGGCGGCUUCGGGGAGUCGCUCUUCUUCUGGCCGCUCAUGCCGCUGCUCUGGCCGCCGUUCCGGGGGCUCCCGUUCCCGGCAGGAGGGACGGUGUCAUUCCCGUGGCCGUUCCCGGUGCCGGAGUGGCUCGUGCCAUUCCUGCGGCCGCCCUUCUUGCCGUUCCCGCUCUAUCAGCCGGCAUCGGCGCCUUCCCAGGCAGCGGCGUCCGGGCCAUAGGCUUUGGCCGGGGUCAGUGAAGAAAGCUUGACUACUACAAGACACGAGAAUUUAGCCUUGUUGGUUAGCCCGGGUAGUUUAUGUGUUGUAGUACCAUGAUGCCACGGUGUGUAAUUCAUUGAGCUGAUGAAUGCAUGGACCGACGUGGUGAUUAAUCCUAGCCACGACCAUUAGCGUGCUCUGUUUGUUUCUAGCUAGUGUAAGAACAGAGGCAUACAACCCACGAAUUGACAUAAAAUGCUUCGUCGGCUAUCUGCUCGCCCCACGUAAGGGACCUGGAAGUUUGCCCAAUCUGCGUGUGGGCGAGAAGGAAUAGCUGCACGCGUGCCUGUAACUGAUUGCUGCAAAUAGAGUGAAUCAGAAUCGCUGCCUUGGCUUU